ACAUGUCUGGACGUGGUAAAACCGGUGGUAAGGCCAGAGCCAAGGCUAAGACUCGCUCUUCCCGCGCCGGCCUUCAGUUCCCAGUGGGUCGUGUCCACAGACUGCUUCGUAAAGGUAACUAUGCUGAGCGUGUUGGCGCUGGCGCUCCCGUCUAUCUGGCUGCUGUGUUGGAGUAUUUGACGGCUGAGAUCCUGGAGUUGGCUGGAAAUGCAGCCCGCGACAACAAGAAGACCAGGAUCAUCCCCCGUCAUCUGCAGCUGGCCGUCCGUAACGAUGAGGAGCUCAACAAACUCCUUGGUGGCGUGACCAUCGCUCAGGGUGGUGUCCUGCCUAACAUCCAAGCUGUUCUUCUGCCCAAGAAGACUGAGAAACCCGCCAAGAAGUAAAGCUGCAUCUCUGAGAC
This is a messenger RNA of Dunckerocampus dactyliophorus (ringed pipefish), 403 nucleotides long. RefSeq names its product histone H2A. NCBI's taxonomy places the organism in Eukaryota, Metazoa, Chordata, Actinopteri, Syngnathiformes, Syngnathidae. The record is from RefSeq and is a predicted model, not a curated record. Gene Ontology annotation, molecular function: protein heterodimerization activity; DNA binding; structural constituent of chromatin. Gene Ontology annotation, cellular component: nucleosome. The coding region runs from base 3 to 386 and encodes 127 amino acids. The transcript has a single exon.